AUGCAUUCUCCUUGUGAACCUCAACUUCUGCCCCCGGCGACCAGCGCGACGCGAGGACAGGUCUCCCCCGGCGACCAGCACGACGCGAAGACGGUGACCGGCUCGUGCCGGGUCAUCCCCGGCGACCAGCGCGACGCAAUGACAGGUCGCCCCCGGCGACCGGCUCGUGCCGGGUCACCCCCGGCGACCGGCUCGUGCCGGGUCACCCCCGGCGACCGGCUCGUGCCGGGUCAACCCCGGCGACCGGCUCGUGCCGGGUCACCCCCGGCGACCGGCUCGUGCCGGGUCACCCCCGGCGACCAGCGCGACGCAAUGACAGGUCGCCCCCGGCGACCGGCUCAUGCAUUCCCAGGUCGCCCCGCGGCGACCAGCUUGGCGCGAGCCCGGCUCGCCGUAUCACUUCCGGUCAAUUCUCUUCCGACUCUCCUAGCAUCGAAUCCAAUCGGAUUUACGGAUAAGUUCGACGAUAAAGGAUCAUCCGGGGAACCGGUUCUAACCGGUUACGAGCAACGGGAAUGA
Molecule: messenger RNA, 519 nt
Organism: Brassica napus (rape)
Lineage: Eukaryota; Viridiplantae; Streptophyta; Magnoliopsida; Brassicales; Brassicaceae
Product: collagen alpha-1(III) chain-like
Exons: 1
Coding region: 1-519 (172 amino acids)
Source: RefSeq, a predicted model, not a curated record